Molecule: messenger RNA, 5877 nt
Organism: Liolophura sinensis
Lineage: Eukaryota; Metazoa; Mollusca; Polyplacophora; Chitonida; Chitonidae
Product: glycerophosphocholine phosphodiesterase GPCPD1-like
Exons: 16
Coding region: 1509-3470 (653 amino acids)
Biological process (GO): glycerophospholipid catabolic process
Molecular function (GO): starch binding; glycerophosphocholine phosphodiesterase activity
Source: RefSeq, a predicted model, not a curated record
AUACUCUGUAGGUAGUACAGUGAUGCACAGUAUUUUCCAGUAACUAUAGGCCUACUAUGUUGAUCUGUGUGCGCAGUACAUUUUAGAUAGGCUUGCAAUUCUCAAUUAGCAUAUUGUAGUUGCAGACUAUAUAAAUCUACAUUAGUAUCUAUAUGUAUAAAAUAUGCCUCAAAAAUGAAUUUGAUUUUACCACCAUAAUCUUCAGUGGAGAGUUCUUGUCAUGUACCAGUGUACAUGUACUUCAAUUUCUAGGUACAUGUAUUUCCUUUUACCCAUAAUUUAUGCUGACAUAGAAAAACCACCAGUUAUCUCUUCGUUGAUCUGUAUGUACUUGGCGGAGCUUCUCAGUAGCACACAGUAUACAUGUACACAUACAUGUAGGUCAUUUUGAUGAAAAAGUAGGGUGUUGGGAAUAAAAUGUCAUGAAUGUAUAGUGUGAAACAUGUGAAUACGGCCAGUGUGACCCAAACUAUUCUAACCUUCACAUUCACAAGACCCUUAUACAUGUAGUCCAAACAUGAACAGACAAAACUAAACAAAGAAGCCAUAUGGAUUACCCUUAUGAUAUAGGUAUACAAAGUGGUGUUCAUAUUAGCUUUAGAUCUCUGUGUUUGUCAGGGCUCUUUGAUAACAGUUGGUACAUACAGGACAUUUGUUUUACCUGGACAUUAAAGUGUGUAAAUGUGGAGCUGGUCACUCCCCUUAGGCAAAAGACCGUAUCCAUAAGUCUAACUCAACCUCUGCUGAAAAGCCUGCACAUUUGGCAUACAGUGAUGUAAACACAGCUGUUUAAAAUAAUCCUGGGCAACCAAUGGAAACGGCCCUACUAUCUCUUGACGGGAAGUCAUAAACAGUCAAAGACAUCUUUAGCUUACGACAAUGAUGCGAUUCAAUGUCCACGCCAAAGAAAUGGAAAUAUUCUGUGGAUUUCAAGGUAUACUGUAAAAUCUGUUUAGCACAACUAGUAUCAGCAGUGAACAGUCGUGUUGUGGUAGCCCAGAGGCGUGAUUUGACAACGGAAAGCAAGAUCUCUGAAAGAGUUCCUGGAGUUUCCAUUUUGUCUUCCCCUGGCGUUGUUUUGGCGAUAGGAGAAUGGGAAUCAAGCAAGCCAAGACUGAGAGAGUGGCUUGGAUGGCCGUCGAUUGACAGCCAUCUCCAUGCAUGUUUGUUGAUGUAAUUACACAUGCUAUGCGCAGUAGAUGACAGAAUGGCAUCAGAAAUGUAUAGUAUGCCAUGUUUUUGGCUUCCAUGUCUGAAAAUGGCGGCUCCCGAAUUUAAACAGUCACAUUUACAGCACCAUCCACAGACACUGUGUCACAUGACCAGAUUGUCUGAAUUUGAGACUGUUUUGGAGCAGUUGUGACCUUAAACUCACCCUUAACAGACUGUUGCAUCGGUGCCAUUUGAAAUCAUGGACAAAUACAUGUGCUAACAAGUACAGCCAAAGCUAGGAGGGACAAGCUGAGGACUUACUCUCGUUUGGUUGUGAACUUUUAAUAUCUGUGAAAAUGAUGAGUUCCACUUUUGAUGUGACCUUCAGGGUCAAGGUCACCACAAAGCGAGGUGAGCAGGUGUGUGUUGUUGGUGACUGUGAGCAACUCGGUGAUUGGAUGGCCCACAAGGCGCUGCCGCUCAGCUUGGAGCGCUGGGAUAAUAACGAGGAGAUUUGGUCGAGGGUGGUAAAGCUACCUGGUCAUCGUGACUACCAGUAUCGUUACUUCCUGUGCACGAUGCGGGAGUCCGACAACGAGGAUUCAGACAAAAGUGUCCUCGUCACCAAGUGGGAGACCAACAUUAAACCACGGACUUUUUCUCCGAGAGCAUAUUGUAUUCACCCUGAAGAUUGUGAGACACAGACAUCUAUAUUUGGUCGUUUUGACGGACGAACCAGUGUGUCUCGAGGGUGGCUAACAAGCCAGACGGAGAUUCAGCUGCGUUUCUACGGCAACCCCAUCCAGAUGUGGAAAGCCCGUCAUCGUGAACAGAUGUACCGCAUUAAGUGCACCGCGCUUGACCACCGCUACAAGGACUUUGUGGAUGUGGAAAGCGGACUCGAGGAAGAAAGUCGUGAUGACCUCCCAUCAUGCUCGUCUACACAGUUGUGGAUCUCCGUUCUGAACGACCAGGAAUCGCAGCCUGAGGAACCACACAUGCACGGCAAUCUGCUCCGCGAUGGAGAGUACAUGGUGUUCAGGGCCCAGACUUUUGAACCGGAGUACCUGGGUUUCCAGUUAGACUUUUAUGUACACAACCCGUCUGGUAGUCCUGAAGAUGUGCCCAAACAUGUGGGCUACUCCUAUCUUCUACCCUUUCACAUCCAGGACACUUUGGGCAAGAAAACUGUGCCGAUCUCUGGCUUAAAGCACAAACCAAUUGGUCAAAUCAGUGUGGAACAUUUCAUUGCCAAGCCAAUGACCAACUUCCAGUGCUCGAUGGAGACGUCCUUUGCGCUCCACUGGAAGCGUGAUCGCGGUCCUCUGGACAUCGGGCACCGUGGGAUGGGUGUCAGUCACGAGAGCAAAUGGUUAGCGGCCGUUCGGGAGAACACUGUUGCGUCUCUGGCAGCUGCAUCUAGUCACGGGGCGGACUUUGUGGAGUUUGAUGUACAGCUGAGUAAGGACUGGAUCCCUGUGGUGUAUCACGACUUCCAGGUUUGCCUGGCCAUCAGGAAGCGGAAAACAGAAGAACAUGAGCUGUUUGAAAUCCCAGUGAAAGAUCUUACAGCUGAAAAGUUACAGUCCAUGAAGGUGGCUCACCGAACAGAGAAGACCCUCAAGCAUCUAGAUAUUGACUUGGAGCCAGGAGACCUGCAGCCCUUCCCCACACUGGAGAGAGUGUUUGAGGCCCUAGACCCUCAUGUCGGCUUUAACGUCGAGAUCAAAUAUGCUAUGCAGGAUAAGACGGGUAAAUUUGAGCAAGAUCAUUACUUUGAGCGGAACAUGUAUGUGGAUCGUAUCUUGGAGGUGAUCAUGAAAGAGGCCGGCACACGAAGAGUUGUCCUCUCUUGUUUUGAUCCCGAUGUUUGCAUCCUGUUGAGAUUGAAGCAGAACAAAUACCCAGUCCUGUUCCUCACCCAGGAUGUGGAGAAGUGGGUACCCUUCAUGGACAAGAGAACGCUCAGUAUUUCAGAUGCUGUCCAUCUGGCACGAGCUCAUCAGUUCCUGGGUGUGAAUGUGGAGUCUGAGCUGCUGUUGAAGGACUUGAAACUGGUGGAGACGAUAAAGAACAUGGGGCUUGUACUUUUCUGCUGGGGAGACGCCAACAACGACCCGGAAGCCAUGAAAUUGCUCAAAGAGAAAGGGGUGGAUGCCAUGAUACAUGACAGGAUUGAUAUUUUUAAGGAUAACAAGGAGAAUGUGUUCAAGAUGGAGUACGACAAAAAGAUGGAACUUUUGAAGGACAUGGGAAUGUUGAGAGGAGAUGCACACGACGACAACCGUUCUGAUAGCUCGCCAGGCUCUUCAUCGUAAAGUGACUAGCUGCGACCUUGACCACUGAUUCAAGGUCAGGCUUAAUGUGGUAGCUUGCGGGUGACACCAACGUCUGAAAUGAACAGAUGAUUUGAUCUGCAGAUUUUUUUGUUGUCUUCAACAGUUCCAUUCACAAUGCAACCAACACCUGAACUCUGAAGCAAGCAGAGAUAAUUUGGAGAAGAUUGUUAUGGUGUUCACGUACAUUUUGGACUAAAUAACAUCUCUAUGAACUCCUGUUUCUUGAGUUGGCUGCUGUAGUUUCUUGUAGAGAUGCGCUGUGCCUUUACUGUAGUAGAGACAACUCAUGUUGCCUCUUGCACAGACCAGAACAAGAUUGUUGCCAGUUUUUGUUGCCCCUGUCGUUCCCUGAUUUGAAGCAGGCAACAAAACCUGUUGUUGCUUCUUCAGAACAGAGCUACCAACAAUGGUUGGAUCUUUCUGUUAUAAACAAUCAUCUAUCAAAGAAGGAUAAGAUAGUUUAUUUAUAUAUGAUUACUCUUUUCUUUUCUUUGUUUUUUUUUAUAAUUAGAAACACUAAUUAUUACAUGUCCUACAUCGUUGCUUGUUAUUAAUACAUAAUUCUGGGGGUGUAAAGUGAGCUUAUUUCUCCUGUCUCUAUUAAAACUUGGGUGUUUAUUGUAGUGCUCAUUUGGUUAUGAAGAGUAAAUUGCAUCAGUGUAAAUUGCAUGGUUAGGUUAAGAAGUUUUCCAUUCACAGAACAGUGGAUCUUACAUAUUCCUACCCUUGAUCAAGCAGAACUUGAUUCCAAAAUGUAAAGCUCGCAAAUUAAUCUCUUAGAAAAGAAGCAAACUAGGCUGAUUUUUGUAUUGCAAAUACAAUGAACAUGAUUUGAUAUUAAUUGGAAUACAUUAAUUAAGCUUUGCAAAGUGAAAUUUUUCCAUGAAAAAAAAAGAAAACCAAAACUGUUAGAAAGGAUAUCAGAAAAUUUUUGUUGUGGACACAUUGGUGUCUUCAGGAACAACUUGCUGAAGUAGGGAAUAUACCAAAAAACAACAGUUAAACACAAAUACUCAUGUCGUUGAAAUAAAUGAAAAUGCAUCAACCUGAAUAUACCCCAGAAUAUACACCAUUGAAUUUUUGUUUUGUUUAAUCAUCAAAUUGGGAAACAUUGUGUCCAUAUAUCUAAUCUUAGCUUGAAAGUUUGGACUCGUUUGUAUAUUUGGUACAACAUGUGAGAUAAGUGAUGAUCUAACUGCACAGGUGUGUUAUUAGUGGAACUUACCUCAUGUUCUUCAGUUUUAUGAAGAUCUAGGGGUUGAGGUAUUGAUUUCCAAUCAUAUUCAGUCGCUUAUUCAUAAAUUUUGUAUCCACCAAAUGGUAAUCAAUAUGUGUUUUGUAAAAACCACUGCUCACAUGAUCAACAUGAAUUUUGUUAAAUUUAUACUGAGUCGACAUAAAUUUUGGUUACGAAGAUAUAGAGAAUGUAAUUUUUGGUUGUCAGAAUAUCCGGGAUGUAAUAUAGGAUUAUUCAGGAAUUCAGAAUGUAAUUUUGGGGUUUCCAGAUUUCCAGAAUGUAAUAUUGACUUAUCCAGAUAUGCUAAUGUAAUUUUUGUUUAUCAAGAUAGCUAGAAUGUAAUUUGAAGACAGAGACGUUGCCAGAAUAAAAUUUCUCGUAUAAAAUCGGAUUGUCAAAGAAAAAUAUUAUUUUCUGUUCUCAGAGUAUGCAUAUGACAAUUUUCAAUACCAAAGAAUUAUGUCAGAUCGUCCAGUUGUACCAUAUGAAUGGCCCAGUAGAGAAUGUAUAUAAAUGAAUUGUAUCUUUGGCAGUGUGCUUUCCAUUUGUACACGUACUCUAUAUCUGUAAACGUUCUUUGGCAGGGUAUUUCUUUUUAGGGACUGGAAGAUUCUGUCUCCACGUUUUAGUUUCAGGGUAUUCAGACGGCAACUUUUUGGAAUAAAUGUUCAGCUUUUAUUCCACCUGCAUUAAUAUGCAUGUGAAUUUGAUACUCCUAACAUUAUUGUAUCCGCCACUCCCCCCCCCCACCCCCCAAAAAAACAACUCUAUUAUUUAUGAAGAAUUGAGAAUAAAUAGCACCAUGUUUAAAAUCUGUGCUCAUUGGUGGAAUUAUUUUUAUCUGGCGUACACAGUGUAUAGAUAGGUGUGUAUGUUUGUGUAUGUACACGUUUCAGGUAACAUUAUAGGAUCUGUCUUACCUAAAAUAAAGGUAAGCUGAUGUGGCCAGGUGGUUUAGUGCCAUUAGUAUGUGCAAAAUUUAUUUAAUGCCACAUUUUUGUGUUGAAAUGAAAUGUUCCAGAACGUUUGGCGGGGACGCCUGUUGGUGCAUUUGUCUCGAAUUAAAGUAUAUCAAGGGUAAUAGUAAUGAAACAUAACAUAUUUAGAAAUAUUGUAAAUUCACUUAUUUUUUUUUUUUUUUUUUUUUGA